AUGAGAAGCCUAAAGAAAUUCGGAAAUACCCGCCGUCGUAUAUUAGCUUUUAUUUUAAUACUUUGCCUUCUUAAAUUAUUUAAAUUUCCUAUUGUUUCGUCGUUAAGUACUUCCGAGAACAGAAGUCCAUUAGUUAAUUCAUUAUUAGGAACAUUAUAUAUUUCCUCAAUACCAAAUUUUAUUCUUUAUUUUGUUCCACCCGAUAUAAAACCUUCAUCAUUAAAUUCAUUAGUUAGUUUUGCGGUAGGUGGAUUAUUAGGUGACGUUUUUUUACAUCUUUUACCUCAUUCAUUUUUAGGUGAAAAUGAUGAAAAUUCGAAUGAAACAAUUGAUAAUUUUAUUAAAGUUGAUGAAAAAAAGAAUGUAAUUAUUGGAUUAGCAAUCUUUACUGGAUUAAUGAUUAUAAAACUUUCAGCAUAUCUUAAUUUAUUUGCAGAUGCUACACAUAAUUUUACAGAUGGACUUGCGAUGGCUGCGUCAUUUUAUACAUCACCAAGUAUAGGAGCCACUACUACGGUAGCAGUAUUUUUUCAUGAAAUUCCUCAUGAAAUUGGAGAUUAUGCAAUUUUAAUUCAAAGUGGAUUCACUAAACGAAGUGCAAUGUUUUCUCAAUUUAUAACAGCUAUUGGUGCAUUUCUGGAAAUAAGUGGAGGGAUUUUAGGAACAGGUAUAUUUUUAGGUGAUUUAAUUAUUCCAUUUACGGCGGGAGGAUUUUUAUAUAUAGCGACAGUUGGAGUAAUUCCGGAAUUAUUAGAGAUAUCAGGUAAAUUUAAUAAAGAUAUUAAACAAGCAAUUACUGAAUUUAUUGCAAUGUUUAUUGGUAUUGGAAUGAUGACAAUUAUUGCUUGGAAUGGAGAAAAAUUAAGUUUCAAAUAA
This is a messenger RNA of Diversispora eburnea, 876 nucleotides long. The record is from the annotation of a GenBank genome assembly. NCBI's taxonomy places the organism in Eukaryota, Fungi, Glomeromycota, Glomeromycetes, Diversisporales, Diversisporaceae.